CGGGUUACAUAAGGAAAGGGCUGGUGGAGCCGCCCCAGCGGGAGCCCGGGAGAGGACGCGGUGUUCUCGGCAGCAAUCCCCACCCUCCUCACCCAGCAGGGCAGGAGGCACCCAACUUGAAAGAGAAGGAGGAGGAGGGGAGGGUGAAACAGAGACGGGGCAGUCACGAGAGCUGGGCCGCCGAGAGGGGGAGAGUAUACAUAGUGGCACACAUCCAUUCUCUCACACACGUUGCAGACGCAAGUCGCUGAUCGUUUCCACGUGCUGCACUCGUGAGCGGAGGCGCUGAAAGAGGGGGCAGAGGGGUCGGUUCCCAAGGAAGAGCCAAGAGUCCCACAUCUCAAGGCUCACCCCUUAGGUCACACAACCAGUCUGCACACUCCAGCUGCGCGGCUCCGGCACACCACCAUCCUAUUUAAAGCCACAGGCUCCGCCCUUUUCCUCCCCUCCCUUCUUUUCCACUCUUUUUCCAUCCUCCUCCUUCUCUCAUCACCGGGUCCUCCUCGCUAGCCGCAUGUAGGGGCGGAGCACGGAAUGCUUACCUUCCAACCAAUCGUCACCUGACUGCAUCUUUAUUGGCCGAGCCCCUGUAUGCUGUAACAAAUGGAAUGUGAACUUCAGUAACGAGAGUCACGUGCCACCGGCUAGACAACCAAUGAGGGUGCGAGUUGCAGGUCCCGAUGUUUGGGCACUCCGGGAGCUGCUCUCCAGCCCCUGCUUCUGAACCUAUGGAUUCUCCAUCUAGCGUUUCUUCCUACUCUCUUUAUUCCUCUUUUUCCACCUCCCCAGUGAACAGUGACUCUGGCUUCCCCUCCGAUAGUGAGAGGGAGGACAAGUGGGCUCAUGGCCCCAGGCCAGACACUGUUGGUCAGAGGGGAGGUUCUCGGCCCAGCCCUGGUCCUAUCCGCUGCAGGCAACGACCCAAGGUUUCCAGUAAGCAACCUACAGCAUCUCACUCGGAACAGCGGGGCUUGGCUUCUUCUAUGUCAGGAUCUGGGGUCAAAAGAUCAAGAGGUGGUGAAUUGGAGACCGGUCUAAACAUCCAGGGUUGUACCACAGAAGGAGACCUGCUGUUUGCUCAGAAGUGUAAAGAGCUCCGAGGAUUCAUACCCCCUCUCACAGACCUACUGAAUGGACUGAAGAUGGGUCGAUUUGAGAGAGGAUUGAGCAGUUUCCAGCAGAGCGUGGCAAUGGACAGGAUCCAGCGCAUAGUAGGUGUUUUGCAGAAGCCACAGAUGGGAGAGCGUUAUCUAGGAACCCUGCUACAGGUAGAAGGAAUGUUAAAGACUUGGUUUCCUCAUAUAGCUGCCCAGAAGUCAUCAUUGCGUAGUCAGCUGACCAAGCAUUCUCCAGGCCACCACAGUUAUCCAGCUGCUUCCUCUCCUGCACUUUCUGUGGAAAAGAUGGACCAGACACAGCUAGGACAGCUAAUAUUGAAACCAAAGCAGCCUUGGCACCUCACUGAAUGGCCAGCUAUGAACCUCACUUGGAUCCACACUACUCCAAUUUGCAAUCCCCCUCUCAGUUCCCCAGGUACCAUCUCCUUUAGCCAUGGUCCUUUAGGCACUGGAACCAGCAUUGGUGUCAUCCUUUUCCUCCAGCAUGGAGUACGGCCCUUCACCCACUCAGCCCCAACCACUCCAGUUCCAUCUACUACUACAGCAUCUCCUGUCAUCCCUGGUGAUCCUAAGAUACUCUCUGGAGAGGGGCCUUGUUGCCACAAUUUGCCAGUAACUCUGCCAUCAGACUGGAGCUGUACCCCAUCCCCUCCUGGUGUACCCACCAUGACCAGAGAGAUGACCGUGGGAGACCUAGGACAGAUGAGAAGCCACCCUUCUGUUGCUCCUGAUGUCCCUCCUCUCAAUCCCUAAUGCAGGACUUGAGACUGUAGUUUCUAAUUUGUGUAAAUAUAUGUCUCUCUAUAUACUUUUUUAACUGUUAAUGUGUGAAUUUGUGUUGAGGGAAGAGAAAUCCUUUCUGAUUAAAUAAAUUUUAUACCUAAA
Messenger RNA from Balaenoptera ricei (Rice's whale), 2003 nucleotides. RefSeq names its product circadian associated repressor of transcription (gene CIART). NCBI's taxonomy places the organism in Eukaryota, Metazoa, Chordata, Mammalia, Artiodactyla, Balaenopteridae. Gene Ontology annotation, cellular component: nucleus. The coding region runs from base 681 to 1871 and encodes 396 amino acids. Gene Ontology annotation, biological process: circadian regulation of gene expression; negative regulation of DNA-templated transcription. Gene Ontology annotation, molecular function: RNA polymerase II cis-regulatory region sequence-specific DNA binding. The record is from RefSeq and is a predicted model, not a curated record. The transcript is spliced from 6 exons.